Sus scrofa (pig) is the source of this 8782-nucleotide messenger RNA. RefSeq names its product growth arrest specific 7 (gene GAS7). The record is from RefSeq and is a predicted model, not a curated record. NCBI's taxonomy places the organism in Eukaryota, Metazoa, Chordata, Mammalia, Artiodactyla, Suidae. Gene Ontology annotation, cellular component: clathrin-coated vesicle; clathrin-coated pit; cytoplasm. Gene Ontology annotation, molecular function: protein binding. Gene Ontology annotation, biological process: clathrin-dependent endocytosis; neuron projection morphogenesis; clathrin coat assembly.
GGUUACUGAUCAGGAUGUAAGGGUAGGCAGUUAGAAGUAUACAGAGAUUAAAGGGUCUAGCUCUUUACAGUUUAGGAAAUAGAAUUUAAGUUUUCCUAUAGAGCAGGCGAACAAAGCUUUCCUUUACUUCUGUACCCUCAGUUCAAGGUCAGCUUCUUUCAGCACCCAGGUCCACUGGUCCCAGAAGAGCAGGAGCUUGUCCAAAUGAAUUUUGUAGAUACCUGGCACGUUGAGUGAACCGUGGUAGCCUCCCACUAAUGUUUGUUGACUGAGUAAAUGAGUGUAGACUCUUCAGUCUGGCCCAUCUCGAUUUCAGGGAGCUAGUACCCUGGGCCAGCCUCCCCUUUGCAUGCAAAACAAAGCGGAAGUUCCGGGGCCAGUAGCGACCAGAGCCACUGCAUUGACAACACAAGAUUCUUAACCCAAUGAGCCACACGGGAACUCCCCCCCUUCUUUUAUCUCUAACGACUUGUUUCCAAUUCUGCCAACUCGGAUUUCGACUCAGUCGCCUCCCCUCUCCGGCCUUCCCGUGUAACGCGCUGCCACCCGGCUUCCCGGUCAAGGCGCCCGGCUUCAAACCAGUCUUUCAUCCAUUCAUUGUCCAGUUUCCGGUGAGUCAAGUUCAACCCCAGGUUCAACCCUUACAGUGUUGGCCACAAACAUUCCUCUACAGGCACCUGGGAGGAGACGCCCGCCCACCUCCCGCCGCCAGGCCUACGAAACCAGCAGAGAGGGGCGUUUCUAUCCCCGCGGCUUUCUGGGGUGGGGGUGUGAGCAGGGAGACCCCUCCCCAGUGGCCGGCACGCUCAGCGAGAGAGCGCCCGGCCCUCAGCGGGCGUGGCCGCCCUGGCCCAGCCCCCGCCCCGCCCCGCCCCCCCCCGCGCCGAGACAGCCCCCGCCUGGCCGCCCGGCCGCCAGCCCCUUCUCCACGUCCGCCGCCACUCCCUCGCCGCGGAGCCGGGCCGAGGGGGAUGCUCCGGGUCCCACCUCCUCGGGGAGCUGCGCAUUUCCGCGCGCCAGGGUGGCCCCGGCUCCGGCCGGCCCUCGCGGCGGCCGCCCGCGUUCCGCGUCCCCGGGAAGUUGUCUCCGGAGCCCGCGGCGCCUGGGUCUCCUCCCCCUGAGCCCCGCCCCCCCGCCCCGAGCUGGGAGCUGCGAGCCGCGAGCCGCGAGCCGCCCGGCCCGGGGGCGUCGCCGCUCGCUCUCUGAAGCCAGCGAGUCUCCGCUUCCCUGCGCGGGGCUCGCGUCCCCCGCCUGGCCGGGGACCCCUGAGCACCCCCGAGACGGCGCGCGCCCAGAGCGCGGGAGCCCGGAGCGCCGGGCGCCUGGGACCCCGCGGGGCCGCUGCCCAGCCCGCAGGGCUCGUCAGGGAUGCAGGCUGCGCUGUGAGCCCGGGCGCUAAGGCCAUGUCCGGCGCCCGCUGCCGGACCCUGUACCCCUUCUCCGGGGAGCGGCACGGCCAGGGGCUGCGCUUCGCCGCGGGCGAGCUCAUCACGCUGCUGCAGGUCCCGGACGGCGGCUGGUGGGAAGGCGAGAAGGAGGACGGGCUCCGUGGCUGGUUCCCGGCGAGCUACGUGCAGUUGCUGGAGAAGCCUGGUAUGGUCCCCCCUCCGCCUGGAGAGGAAAGCCAGACUGUCGUCCUUCCACCUGGCUGGCAAAGCUACUUAUCCCCUCAGGGCCGGCGCUACUAUGUCAACACGGCCACCAAUGAGACCACCUGGGAGCGUCCCAGCAGUUCUCAUGGGCUUCCAGCCAGCCCUGGCCCUCACAGGAGCUCUCUGCCUCCAACAGUGAAUGGACACCACACGUCAGGGGCCCCGGCGCACCCUCCCGAGACUGCCCACAUGAGUGUCCGAAAAUCCACCGGCGAUUCCCAGAACCUGGGAUCCUCGUCCCCCGGCAAGAGGCAGAGCAAGGAAAACACCAUCACGAUAAACUGCGUGACGUUCCCUCACCCAGACACGAUGCCUGAGCAGCAGCUGCUGAAACCAACCGAGUGGAGCUACUGUGACUACUUCUGGGCUGAUAAGAAGGACCCCCAAGGCAACGGCACCGUGGCCGGGUUCGAGCUGCUGCUGCAGAAGCAGCUGAAGGGCAAACAGAUGCAGAAGGAAAUGUCGGAAUUCGUCCGGGAAAGGAUAAAGAUCGAAGAAGAAUAUGCAAAGAACUUGGCUAAGCUCUCGCAGAACUCUUUGGCUGCACAGGAGGAAGGCUCCCUGGGAGAAGCGUGGGCGCAGGUGAAGAAGAGCCUUGCAGAUGAGGCGGAAGUUCACCUCAAGUUCUCCGCCAAGCUUCACAGUGAGGUGGAAAAGCCGCUGAUGAACUUCCGAGAGAACUUCAAGAAAGACAUGAAGAAGUGCGACCACCACAUCGCAGACCUCCGCAAGCAGCUGACCAGCCGCUACGCCGCGGUGGAGAAGGCCCGGAAGGCACUCACGGAGCGGCAGAGAGACCUGGAGAUGAAGACCCAGCAGCUGGAGAUCAAGCUGAGCAACAAGACGGAGGAGGACAUCAAGAAGGCACGGAGGAAGUCCACGCAGGCGGGAGAUGAUCUCAUGCGCUGCGUGGAUCUCUACAACCAGGCCCAGUCCAAGUGGUUUGAGGAGAUGGUGACCACCACGCUGGAGCUGGAGCGGCUGGAGGUGGAGAGGGUGGAGAUGAUCCGGCAGCAUCUGUGCCAGUACACGCAGCUGCGGCACGAGACAGACAUGUUCAACCAGAGCACAGUCGAGCCUGUGGACCAACUGCUCCGAAAGGUGGACCCCGCCAAGGACAGGGAGCUGUGGGUCAGAGAGCACAAGACGGGCAACAUUCGCCCUGUGGACAUGGAGAUCUAGCCGCGUGGCCGGGGUCCUGCUGAGGAGGGGCUGCGGGUCCCACGGAGAGGAGGUGGCAGUCCCGCCAGGGGCGGGGGGGCUGCUGCCGCGCGGAGCUGCCCUCCCACCCACUCCCCUGGUCCCCCGAGGAGAGGGGAUGGGGCCGCCAGGAGGGCGGCCCCGCUGGCCUGUGAGGAGCUCCCCAGUGUCCCGGGCCAAGAAGGCGGACCCACAGCCCUGCCCUUGUCCCCGAGGCGGAAGCCCCCCACUGCCCCCCCAAUUCUACGCCAUGCUUGCCACUCUGAGAACAGACUGAGGCUGGAACUCUGUGGCCCCUGCUGAGCCCCAGAGGCCCCUCCCCACCCAGAGCCAGCUGGGUCGCACACCCCUGGAAGCCCCAAGGCCCUUCCUCCAACUGGUCCCCUGUCUCCAGGGCUUCGGAGGGGCAGGGAGGGGGUCUCUGUCUCCAAGCCAAGCGUCAGGAUCAGCAUCGUGGAUAGAAGGUACCCUUCAGCUUAGCAGCCUGCGCCCAGAAUCCUUUGCGGCCCUCCCUCUUUAGUUUCUUUCCCAUUGCAUCCUGGGCCCCCACAUUCUGGCUCUUCUCUGCUCCUGUUUAUCACCAGGAGUCUUGGGGAGAAGGCCGAGCUCCUGUUUGCCCAGACGGACCCUGCCUGGAGAGGUCAGGAUGGAACUACCUCAUUCAGCAGAUUAGCCCCGAGUCGGAGCACGGAAUCGUGUCUCCUGUUAGAUCAGGCCUUCUCUGUCAAGUGUCCCCUCUGGCAACUCACUCCUCCCGCCCUCGCGCAUCCCAGGGCCUGGGCCAGUCCCACAAGGGAAAUGGGUCGGGGCAAGCCUGUCACCCAACCCCCCUGCCCCCCAGAUGGCUUCACCCGCUUGUGCACCGUGAGUUGGGGCCACUGUCCCUCGUACGGCUUUCACAGGCAGGCACGGUACAGGCGUUGCAGACCCUCGUGGCCAUAGUAUGUGUCACCAUCCAGGCAGCCCGCCACCUCGGCCCCUCAGCUUCCUCUGCACGGUCCAGAGCCCUGCACGGAGCCCGUGCUUGGUGCUGGUACCACGCUGCCCUUUCCCAUCUCCCGGGGGAGAGCCUGGGCUGAGUGUGACCUGGGAAGCCCUCAGCACUGCCACUGGGUCCCCCCUUCAACGUGACAUCUUGAGAAUCAGCUCGAGGGGCCCCGGAAGAGGAGGCGGCUGAAGGAGGCCACGCGGCUCGCAAGGCGCAGAUCCCAGCCUGGAACCCAGGCCCUGAGGUCCCAUCUUUCUUGGUCAUCUUUCCCACUGACUACCUGCAGUUUACAGGACCCACAGGUCUCUCCUAAGGGCCGAAGUCUAAGAGCACAACUCAGUGGUUUUUCUUUCCGACGUCCAUGCUGGUCACCGGUGACUCGUCGUUGAUCUGGAAUCUUUCGGCCCCUCUUUCAUUGAGGUCAGAAAGGCACCCUCGUGGUUAUAGGAGAAAGAUGCCCCAUAUCCUAAGGCAAACCAAGCUUUUUUUUUUUUCCUUACUGAAACCUCCCAACCGAAAAGGUCAGUGCAAAAACGUCCCCCAGCAUGAAGGCCAGCGGGACAGCUCUGUAUCGGGUACAGAGACCCCUCCUUCCAGUCUGGGGUGGGGCCGUGACACCAGCCACCAGUUUGGGGAUAUCAUUUCUUGGUUUCUUUAUAUAUAUAAAAAAAAAAAGGGUGCUAGCAGUACUUGCUUCGUGGCUUCGUCAACUAAUUUGUGGAUUUUCUGACAUUCGAAGCCGACAGCCUUGUUGUUUAACACGGAUAUUUUGAGUGUGAUGUGGCUCAUUGCUUUUGUUUCCUCAUCUCCAUCUGAGGCUGCCAGCGUCUUCUGUUCUCCCCCGAGGCUCUUCCAGAGCCGCCCCAGCUGGCCCGGAGGCGGGGGCCAGUGUUUCUUCUGAAGUCGUUCUUUCCCCCAACGCCCCUCCCUGAGGUCUCACAAGCCCCUCCGCACGCUUUUACUCCCGCCUUUAUUGGCACAUCAAGCAUUUAAGCCCAGCCUGGGCAGCAUGCUACCACCUGGCCCCCGCAUCACGGAAGCCCCCUUUGCACAGACGUGUCUUUUCUCCAGGGGUCUUGCAGGUCCGUGACCUGGGCGUUCACAUACAGCUUCUCUUCUGCGGAACUGAGGUUUGCAAAGACACGAUCUGUUGUGCUGAGAGCCCUUCCUCCCUCCCCUCAUUCAUUCUUUUAUCCAGCAGACACCUGAGGCAAGCCAGGCAUUGCGCGGGUCUGGGAAUGUAGCUGUGGACGGGCACCCCCCCACCCCUGUGCUCCGUGUGGACGGGAGGGUGUUCGGGUCCUUCUGGGGGAAGGACUGUGUCCCUUCCACAUUUAAUCCAUGGGGCGCCUGUGGUCAUCGCAAGCUACCAUCAUGUGGCCUCUACCCAAGGAUGGAAAAGCUGGGCAGCAACAAGUUUAAUCACAUGGUCGCCCGACACCCACCGUCUGGUCCUGCAUCCAGCUUGAAUUUCAGAGGUUUCUUUCGUUUUAAAUCACUCUCUCCACUUUGCAAAGAGCAAGGAUGAAGCCUGGGGGUGGCUGGUGAGAUCCGUGAAAGGAGCAGCAGGGCUGGGGCUGAAGGCCAGGCCCCUGUCCCUAGGUUAGCGGGGCUCCGGCUGCAGGUGAGGCCAAGGUCCAGAGAAAGCCUGGAAUGCCUGAAUGCGUGCUUCAGACCAGUGCUCUGUUCUCGUGGUUGGUUUGGUUGUGGUUUCGUUUUGGUGUUAAGGUUACAGGAGGACGUGCCUGGCUCUAUGUCCAGUCGCUCCAGAUUAUUCUUCAGGGCAUCCAUUGCUUCAUUUCUGAGAACAGGUGAGCCCUGUUCUACCUGCCUCUACCCGGGAGAUGCAGGUGGGCAUACUGCGUUUUGUCUGUGAAAAUCUGAGUUUUAAAAAAAAAUCUCGAUGACAAAAGUGAGCUGCCACAACAACGUCCAGGGAGAGCUCCCUGUUCCUCCCCACGGCUUCUGCUGCUUUUGAGCAGCAUCGUAAAGACAGCUGCCCCAGGGAGGUUCUGCCCAGGGGGCCCCCUUGAGGCCACCCCCGCAAUCUGUUGGCUGGGGUGGGGAUGGGGACACGGAGGGGGAGGAUUUUUGCGGUAGGAGCGGCUUCUGUCCUGGCUGGGGAUGAUUAACGGUGGAAGCAAAGAGAGAAACCCGUAUACGCGUUCAGGAACCAGGGGUCUGUUUCUCUUCCCUUUGUGGAAACCAAUGAGUUACUAGAAGCGCAGACGGGUGUGCAGAAAGCUUGGUGGAGCCAAAGUCCCUUCUUGGAAACACAAGCCGUAAAAUUCAAAGGGCGUCAAAGACUUGGGCUAUUUUAAGUGGUUCUACUGCCAGCUGUGAGCGGCCUUGACAGGGUCAGCGCCGCAGAACCCUUGAUGUUUCCACAGGGUUCUUUCUGCAGCCCUGCUGGUGACCAGGUAGGCAGGGAAGACACGGGGCAGGGGUUAAGUGGGGCACAGCUGAGCCGCGCUCGUCUAGCCAGCAUUCCGUCUUUGCCCCCAUCACGCUUCCCACCCCUGUGACACCUACUGCCUUUCCUGUUCCCAGGUUUACUGGGAUGGUGGACACACGGUUCUUGACAUAACAGUAAGAUUCACCCUGUUGAAGUGCACGGCUCAGUAGGUUUUGACAAACUGAUGUAGUCUCGUAACCACCACCCAAACCAACAAAAUAUUUCCAUCCCUCCAAAGACAUCCCCUCAAGCUCUUCGGCUGUCAACCCCCUGCUCCCACCCCGGUGCCUGGCAACCGCUGAUGGAUCUUCUGCAGAUGUGCCUUUUCUAGAAUGUCACGGAAAUGGAGUCGCACUGCUGUGGCCCCAGCAGUCUGUCCCGCCGCACCUCCACGUAGUGUCCGUUGCACGUCCUUCCUCUUCAAAGGGCUUGUUUGGCCCUAGAGUUCCGGGGCCAGGGUCAGGGUCUUCUGCUUGUUUGCACGGCUCCUUCCAGCCAGCUGCGCCCACAGGUGGUUCUUGGGGCUCACACUUGCUUUUUGGGUUCGUUCUUGGUUUUCGAUAAUGCAGAAGGUGGCUCAGGAUUGCAGGGAGCGGCAGGCAGGGUCUCCGGUGCCUUCCUCUUCCACUAUUCCCUGAAGUUUGCAUCCCAGCUGGCAGAUCUGCUGGUCCUGGGGACCCUCGCUUCAGCUCCUCCAGGACUGUUAGUUGAGUGUCGGGGCCUGGAAGGUGGAUGGAGGGAGUGGCGAUGGGGAGGCAGACCCCCCGGGCCCGCCACCACCCUUUCCUGGGCCUCUGUUCCUCCAUCUGCAGGCGGAAAGUGUUGGCUCCAGGUGGUCUCCCAGGCGUCCUCAGCUACUGCCGUCUGUCUCCUCCUCCUCGCUUUCCGUUUUGUACCCUGUGCCCAUGUCGUGUCCGAUCUGGGUCCCGUUGGCGCGGCUGUGCGCGGCGUUGCCUAAAAGCCUCGUGAGAGAUACCCGGUGCUUCUCUGUUCAGAUGCAAAAAUUUCAGCAUUUCCUGAGCUGUUGAGAAUGAGGUAGUUCCUCCCCAGACCCCUAAAGAAAGCUGAAGUCACUGCCCUUGGAGCCUCAUCCACAGUCUUUGAUAACGUGUCCUCAAGGUCACAUCCAAGGAGCAAAACCAGGCACGAAGACAGAGCCCACCAUUCCCGUUCUUGUCGUGCCCUUGCUUACCUGGCCCGAGCCUCCGCCUUCUGGGUGGCGUCAGGUGGUGGCAGAGAGAGGACCACACCCCACUGAAGCUGGCCAGGCUCUGGGCGUGACCCCGAAGGUGACAACCCCUCUAAGCCAUGUCUUUCUUGAGUGGACCCUGCCCAGUGAAAGGGGAGCCCCAGAAGGCACCAGGCCUCUGCCAGCAUAUGGGAGACAUUUUGGGGUCCCAGCCAGGCGAAGGUGCAGGUCACAGAGUCCGAGUCACAGGAUCCUGGGCUGCCAGGAUGCUCCUGGGUUGCAUUUUGCUGGGGGAGGGGCUCUCCACAUCCCCCCGCUGGAGUGUUCUUUCUGACAGGCCUUUCCCGAAGGUGAGGGACCCGACUCCUUCCUGGUGUGGAUGAGAAUAAGCCAGGUGACCAAAACCAAGGGAACGUUCCCUCCCCACCCCCACCCCCCAGGCGCUGGGGCGCGGCCGUCGGGGAGGAGCCUUUGUGGGAGAGAGUUGUGAUGGGCUGGGGUCUCUGAGCUGACCCUUUGUGUGUGGGGGGGGUGUUGCCAGUGGGACUGUGGUGGGGGAAUGCAGGGGCUCCGUCGCACGGGGGCUCUCAUGGGGACGAAGAAGGAGAGCGUGUGGCAACAGAGCAAGAGCACUGGACUGGCUCCACUCUGCUGUCGCAUCUGUCCUGUAACCGGAAAGUCCGUCACAUCCCCUCCUGGGAGGGAUGUGCUUUCUGUCAAGUGCAGACGUGCCCUGUCCAGGGCCACCCGCAGUAGCGGACUGGCUCUCGGGACACUGACCACCAGGCAGCCCUGUGGACCCAGGAAAAGUUGUUCAGAGGGACACCAGCCAUCCUUGGUGACAGGGGCCCCACAUUUGCCUCUGUGCCCUCCCCUCGGGAAGGAGAUGAAGGGGGAGCAGCCCUUUCACAGACACGAGCACAUCAGCAAACCCCAUGAACGUGGAAUUUUCUAACAAAAUAAACUUGCUUGUUUGCUCUGUUUUCUGUAACUUUUGCUAAAUACUUUAUACAUUUUUAAUGUUACAAAGCUGUCUCCUCCAGCACCCCUCAUCCCGGUAUGCGUGUGUUGGCGCCACACUGUAUACCCUUCCAUGCCCUGGCUGCCGAGAUCCGUACAUAAAAUCGUUGUACUAUAAUUUUUAAGUAACACUGUUGUGACCCCGACGGAGGCUGUGACCCGCCCUGCCCACUCUGCUCCCACCCCACCCCCAUCGUAGCACUGGUGUGUAUUAAUGCUGAAAAAAAAUUAAAUGUUUGAAGGGGUUCAAAUUUUGAAGGCGUUUGCUAUAUAUAAUU